AUGAACCAUGUCAGGAUAAAGAUUCCCGUGCAAUUGGUAGCCAUUAGGUUGUACCUUAAUGUUCCAGGUGUAGAUCUUGUCGUUCUUCUCGUUCAGUUUGAAAAGAAGAUAGAACCAACCUGGAGACUUGUGGUUGUAGCAGAAACAAUAGCAGGACCGAUUCUUGUUGGCCUUCGAAUAACGAAUAAGCCAUUCCUUUGUAUCGUUCAAAGGUUCGUUUUUGAAUUUAUCAUGGUUGGUGAUCUCUUGCACCUUCAAGUGCAAAUUGUUGAUGUGGGACACAAUCAACUCGUCAAGAUCAUGGUAACGGAAUUCCCCGACUUGAAGAGUUCUUCCAACUGUGUAUUCAUUCAAUUUGUCAAGUUCAAGAACAUCCAAGUGUUGGAACAAUUGAUUCUCGAUCUUCCAUGUGACAGUCAAGUGAUCAUUUCCCUUAGACGAUGGACGAAUCACGAAUUCUCCGUUGCUCUUGGAAGCUAG
Ogataea philodendri is the source of this 480-nucleotide messenger RNA. RefSeq lists its product as uncharacterized. NCBI's taxonomy places the organism in Eukaryota, Fungi, Ascomycota, Pichiomycetes, Pichiales, Pichiaceae. The record is from RefSeq and is a predicted model, not a curated record. Bases 1 to 480 code for a protein of 159 amino acids. The transcript has a single exon.